Salvelinus fontinalis (brook trout) is the source of this 3489-nucleotide messenger RNA. Its product is annotated as SEC14-like protein 2. The record is from RefSeq and is a predicted model, not a curated record. Gene Ontology annotation, cellular component: cytoplasm. The coding region runs from base 561 to 1829 and encodes 422 amino acids. NCBI's taxonomy places the organism in Eukaryota, Metazoa, Chordata, Actinopteri, Salmoniformes, Salmonidae. The transcript has 13 exons.
UUUCUAAACCCAGAGACGCAACUUCGCAAGACUUCCGGGAACUGUUGAGAAACAGUCCAAACAGACCAGUCUGGGGUUUGGGGGUUGAGAAGUCAAUGAUAUAUAUUAAAUAUUCUUCCUUAGCUGUUCAUUUUCUCAAAAUCUAAAGAUACAACCUAGAUUAGAUCCGACGUCUUAAGUAGUUGAGCAUGUUAGUACUCAAAGCUCGUGAAAGUGAAAAACUGAAACGUUUUCAUUUUCGUCAAAAACAACGUUAUAUCGACGGAGUGCCGUUGAUUUGACGGCCUGCACAUGCGUAGUUUGGCACGAGACGACCGUUGUUGACCAUGGCCUGUUUCUACAUAUGAGUUUAGUGAGCCAACGUCGCCAUCACGUCGUCUACAAGUGUGCUCUGGGAUUUAUACUGAAGAAGCAGUUUUAGCCUAUCUCCAUAGUGUGCUGUCUUUGAUUCGGUCAUUGCUUUUUACGACUUGACUGACAGGGAUGAAGAGGAUAACAGCGCCCUCGUAGAGCAGCUUCACACAGUGGGAUCAGUCCAGCGACGAGGGCAGAAAAACGUGAUGAGUGGCAGGGUUGGCGACCUAAGUCCGAAGCAGGCUGAGGCAUUGGAGGAGUUUCGAGAGAGGAUUCAGGAUGUUCUUCCACUACUUCCUGCUCAGCAUGACCACUUCCUGUUGCGCUGGCUCAGAGCCAGGAACUUCAAUGUCAAUAAGUCAGAAGCCAUGCUUCGAAAGCACCUUGACUUCAGGAAACACAUGAAAGCAGACACAAUCACCACAGAAUGGCAGCCUCCAGAGGUUAUUGAGAAGUACCUGUCUGGUGGGAUGUGCGGGUUCGACCGGGAGGGAAGCCCCAUCUGGUGGGAUGUCAUCGGCCCUGUGGACCCUAAGGGCCUCUUCCUGUCUGCCUCUAAACAGGACUUCAUCAAGUCUAAGAUUAGAGACUGUGAGAUGCUGCAGAAGGAGUGUGACCUGCAGUCUGAGAGGCUCGGGAGGCAUGUGGAAGCCAUUACUAUGAUCUAUGACUGUGAGGGUCUGGGUCUCAAACAUUUGUGGAAGCCUGCCAUCGAGACUUACGGAGAGAUCCUGACCAUGUUUGAAGACAACUACCCUGAGGGCCUCAAGAGACUAUUUGUCAUUAAAGCCCCCAAGCUCUUCCCCGUGGCCUACAACCUCGUCAAACACUUCCUGAGUGAGAUCACCCGCAACAAGAUCAUUGUCCUGGGUGCCAACUGGCAGGAGGUGUUGCUGAACUACAUAGACCCAGAGCAGCUCCCUGCUGCGUACGGAGGGAAACUCACUGACCCGGACGGGGACUCUCGCUGUAGGACCAAGAUCCACUAUGCUGGGACAGUGCCUACGUCCUACUAUGUUCGUGAGUCAGUGAAGGUGGACUAUGAACAGUGUCUAACAGUCAGCCGUGGCUCCUCACAGCAGCUAGAAUAUGAGAUCCUCUUCCCUGGCUGUGUGCUCAGGUGGCAGUUUUCUAGUGAUGGGGCAGACAUCGGCUUUGGGGUGUUUAUGAAGGGGAAAAUAGGAGAGAGGCAGAAUGCAGGGCAGAUGCAGGAGGUGGUUCCCAGCCAGAGAUACAACGCACACCUGGUGCCCGAAGACGGCUCUCUCACCUGCAGCGAGCCUGGGGUCUAUGUGCUGCGGUUUGACAACACCUACAGUAUUUUCCAGUCCAAACGCAUCAGCUUCACCGUCGAGGUCCUGCUCCCAGGCCAAUCUCAGUCUCCGAAAAAACGGGCCGGCUCACAAGUGGAGGCCAGCAACCAAUCACAGUCUCCGAAUAACCAGAGUGGAUCAGAAUCUGGGGCCAGCAGCUAAUUGUGACAGACGAGCUAGAGCUAGUCUCAGCCUCGACCAUGGUCAGUGAAGUCAGACCUGAAACCACUGAAACAGACUCCAAUGAUCAGUACUGAGGUACUUCAUCUGACAAUGGGCCAUUGUGCUGCUCACGAAUUAAGGUAUGUAGCUCUGGUCUAGUGCAUUACAUGCGGCUUGCUGAUGCUGAGACUUCUACAUCUGCAAGCCACACGUAAUGCCCUGGACCAGAGCUAGAACGUACAAUGAAUAGAAACAAGUCCACAACUCAGGGUCCCUGGAGUAAAGGAGAUGUAUUAAAACACAGACUGAAAUAACUUGUUUACUUUUUACAAUAAGUGUAUGGCUUUUAAAAAUCUAUUUUAUUUUAAAGACCAGGAAGUAUAGUAUAUCUGAAUGUCAUUGAGGGACCAUGGUGUAUUAUUUUGCAAUGCUGAGAGCAGAGCAGCAAGACCUCAGGAGAUAUUUAUUUCGUCAACACUCCUCCAUAUAACCAUCUGUUCAUGUAGAAUCUCUUUUCCGUGGCAACAACGCAUUAUGGGCAUCACCCUCUCUUUCUCUCUCUCAAGCACUGGGUGAAUUUCAAGGUUUUUCCUUGAUUGCUCAUGACCUUGAUUCCUCACCUUCUUCUCAAAAGGCAAGGAAUAAGGAAAUACUUUUGAGAUGUACCCUCUCGCUCUCACUCUUUCUCUCUUCUUUCUGUCAUGAUUUAUGAUUCAAGACAAAAUUAGACCAUUUUGAGUAUGCCUUUUCUUUUCAAAAUCAACACAGUUCUGUUCAAAUGAAUAUGUUGACAUACCGGUAGUUUUAUUUUCAGGGAAAACAAAUCUAUAUUUUGUCUUUUAAAUGUUAGAACAUGAAAGGCAAGAAAUCUUUGAGAAUGCUAAUAUCCACUGUCCAAAAUCUGUAUCAUUAAGUAUUAUUGCAGUAGAAUGACAUUCCAUGUUGUUGUGUAACCUUUAGCAGCAGUUUGUUCCUGUAUAGGGUUGCAAUUUGCAAAAUUCCAGUAACUUUCCCAAAAUUAGGGGUCUGUAUUUCCUGCUUAUUCCCUCCUGAUUCCGGGAAUCCUCCAACUGAGAAAUCUAGAAAACCUAGGAAUUUGGGGCAAAUUACCAGAAUUUUGCAAACCUUUUCAUGUAUAUCUAUAUGUAACAACGAGAGACAUACAUUCCCUGGUGUAAAUGCUUGCCUUAAAUACGUCAGUGUGUUAAAAGAAUGUGCAGCACUAAACGAACUGGCCCUUAUGGGCAGUUGAAACACUCAAAUCGCAAUAUUAUAUGUAAUCUGUAAACUGUACUUCAUAUUGAUUGAAAUGAUUGAAGUCGUCUUCUGCCAGCAUCUUGAUAAAGUAUUUUGCACAUUGAAAAUCAUGGAAUGUAGCUAGCUAUUAUAGCCUUAUUUGACGUUGGUUUGUGCUCACUGUUCAAUAGAUAAUUUAUGUUACCUUUAUGUAUUUUAGUAAUGAGUAGGGGGAACAGUACCCACUCCAAAACAUUUAAAUUGUUAUUUUUUUGUGAACAUUUGUCAAUCUUUUCUUUAGUUAAAAUUGGAAACAUGUCAUUUAUUUUUGUAGAAUUCAUGUAGUCAGUGCAUAUUUAAUGUAACAGAAUCAAAUCUGAGCUGUAUCAAUCUAUUGGGAAAAUAAUAUACAUGUUUGAAUCAA